Messenger RNA from Pangasianodon hypophthalmus (striped catfish), 1061 nucleotides. RefSeq names its product dynein light chain Tctex-type 2B (gene dynlt2b). Gene Ontology annotation, cellular component: cytoplasm; cytoplasmic dynein complex. The record is from RefSeq and is a predicted model, not a curated record. The transcript is spliced from 4 exons. Gene Ontology annotation, molecular function: dynein intermediate chain binding. Gene Ontology annotation, biological process: microtubule-based movement. Bases 59 to 436 code for a protein of 125 amino acids. NCBI's taxonomy places the organism in Eukaryota, Metazoa, Chordata, Actinopteri, Siluriformes, Pangasiidae.
ACUGAAAGUCUGGCAGUUGUUAUAGUAACGGCGGUGUGUUUAUGUUAAAGCUUUAAUAAUGACGGGGUCAGAGCAGGGUGCCAAUACUUUUCUCAUCAGGCCAAAUUAUCAACACAGGUUCAGGGUGUCGGUGGUGAGAGAGUGUAUUAGAGAGAUCCUGAGAGAGAAUUUAUCAGGUGUUAAGUAUGAUCCUGAGGAAACACCGUCACUCACACGAACACUCGCUGACGCCAUUAAACACCGAGUUAAAGGUCUGGGUUUGGACAGAUACAAACUGGUGGUGGAGGUGAUGAUCGGAGAACAGAGAGGACAGGGUGUGACGAUGAUGUCUCGUUGUUUCUGGGAUUCAGACACUGACGGCUGUGCUAAAGAAGUUUACAUUAAUGUAAGACACACACAAAUACAAUGCCUUGUGUUUUAUUCCUCACAUGUGUAACUGUGUCUGUGUGUGUGUUUAACAGGACAGUAUGGUGUGUAUGGCUGCUGUAUUUGGAGUUUAUUAUUAUUGACAGAGGAAGAGAAGCUAUGAUCUAAACACACACACUCGCCGUGAUGGACUCAUACACCACUUUUCUCUCACACUCUCAUAAACCUUUUCUAUCUUUUUUUUGUAAGAAAUAAACACAGCAUUAGUAUUUAUUCAUUAUUUAUUUACAUUCAUUUUUAAAUAGCAACUAUCAGAAUAACUCAUUUAAAAUGUAUAAAAGAACACACGCAUGCCUCAGCAGUAAAGCACCUGAAAACCUUUAUGCACUUCAACACAGUUUAUUAAUGGUGUGAAAGUGCAAGUGUGUUUACAGGAGCUUUUAUUUCAGCAGUUAAACACUGACACAGUGAAUUUUAUUUCCUGUGAUUUCAUUGUGUUUGCCUUCAAACUUUCACCUGAUUGUUGACAGAAACAGUUUGAUAAACAGCUCUCAGGCUUCAGAAAGGAAACAAGAGGCAAGAAAACAUCCAGACAACACAUGAGUGAAAGUAAAGACACAUUUGGGUCCUGUAUCUACAUUUAUAUCUGAGUAAAAAUACAAUAAAACUGGAUUAUAAAUCCAGAAAAAUAUGUG